AGUGCCAUUUCUCGAAUUUUAGUGGUUUUUUUAGCUAAUUAUAUAACUUUAUCCCUUUUAUCGACCAAAGUUACCGACGUCAGCAUGACGGGCCUAACACUAAAUGUGUUAACUUUGAAUUCAUGGGGUGUGCACACACCGUUUGCCUGCCAGUACCGCCAUGAGAGGAUAGCUGCUAUAGGAGCUGAAGUUGCUAAGGGAGAAUAUGAUAUUGUGACCUUGCAAGAGAUCUGGUGCCAGAGUGAUUAUGACAAAUUGUGUAAGAAGAUCACGAGUGUGAUGCCCUAUACCCAUUAUUUUCAUAGUAACAUGAUUGGUACUGGAGUGUGUCUCUUCUCAAAGUAUCCGAUCCUCGAAACAUUCCUUCAUCGUUAUCAGGUCAACGGGUUUGCUCACAGGUUCUACCACGGUGACUGGUUUGGGGGGAAAGGUUGUGGGCUUGCCAAGAUUGAUGUCAAGGGAUUCAGGAUCAAUGUGUAUGCCACACAUAUGCAUGCCCAAUACAGAGUAGUAAAUGACGAGUAUCUGGCUUGCCGAGUUUCCCAGGCAUUUGAGAUGAGUCAGUUUAUUAAGACAACUAGCGAUUCAUGUGAUAUGGUGAUUGCGGCUGGAGAUUUUAAUGCCCGUCCUGACAGUGUGGCAUAUAGUGUCAUAAGAAAGAAUUCUCUGCUGAAGGAUGCUUGGCUUGAUCAGAAAGUCAAGCCAUCGAACCCAGAGACUGGUAACACAAGUGACUUACCCUCUAAUCUAUUCCAUUCAGCUUAUUGGUUGAAAAACUUCCCGCAUGGUGAGAGAAUUGAUUACAUAAUGUACAAGAAUAACCAAGGUUGUAGCAUCGAGUGUCUGGAUUGUUCUGUAACGAUGGGCAAGAUACCAGACCAGACGUUUCCAUAUUCUGACCAUGAAGGCGUGGCGGCUGUCUUCACUCUUAGGAGAAAUAUCACUGCCAUGGGACCCGUCUUGGAAAUCAAGGACAUUGAAGAGCGAGACGGAGCACUCAACGAUGCACUGGGGAUCUUGCAACAAGGAUUAACUCGUGUUGACUUUGAAAAGAUGCUCUACCUUGGAUAUGUGGUGGUCUGUCUCCUCCUCUUCAUUUUUUUCGGAUGGACCAAUCCAAUAUUUGAACUGAGCUGUCUUUACACCUUGUUACAAUGCAUCCUGAGUGUAUUGAUAUGCUUCGGCAUCUGGAUGGGUGUGGUCUACAAAACAGCAGAGGGAGCUGGACUACAGAAUGCGCGCAAGGAUAUAAUCAAUCUACGGAAUGCCACCAAGGCAGAGCGGGAAGCCCGGCAUUGAGGCAAUGCUAUGUCAGUCUGGUAUUAGCUGCAGUUACAUAUCCCAAGUACAGUAGUUAUUUCAUUUGGAUGACAAAAAUCAAAAUACUGGCUGGUUACUCCAGCAGUAGAGAACGUAUUGCCAACCAAGACCACCUUGAAACAUUCUGAACCAUCAGUUACCUCCCCUCAGUGGUGUAACAGAGUCCGGGUCGGCAGAGUUGAUCCAAGGCUUGAGGGUCUAGAUGCCUUGAAAAGGCUGGAUUGAAUUAAUUCUAAAAAAUAAAUGUCGAGACUCUGUAUUAUAUAUUUAGGUUUAGGGCGUUUUUCUAUUAAUGGUGCUUUAUAUGUUGAUGCCAUUGGUAAAGUGCUUGGACAAAACUACGUUAUCUUUA
Messenger RNA from Lineus longissimus, 1672 nucleotides. Its product is annotated as putative neutral sphingomyelinase. The coding region runs from base 85 to 1299 and encodes 404 amino acids. The record is from RefSeq and is a predicted model, not a curated record. Gene Ontology annotation, molecular function: sphingomyelin phosphodiesterase activity. The transcript is spliced from 8 exons. NCBI's taxonomy places the organism in Eukaryota, Metazoa, Nemertea, Pilidiophora, Heteronemertea, Lineidae.